Messenger RNA from Funneliformis mosseae, 1542 nucleotides. The record is from the annotation of a GenBank genome assembly. Lineage: Eukaryota; Fungi; Glomeromycota; Glomeromycetes; Glomerales; Glomeraceae.
AUGGAACAGAAUGGUACUAAACAGACACCUUCCUCAAAGUUAAUUCAAACAUAUAUAAAUUGCCUCGAUUCACAAACUCUUAACGAUGAUGAAAAAGAAAUUUUGGAGAUUACUGAUAAAAGAAUAACGCCAACAUUUAAUUAUCCAUUAUUUUUGCGACAACUUUCAUACUUGGAUUUGUAUAUUGGAGUUUCUGCAUGGUUGGAGUGGUAUGAACCACAGGAAGAAAAUUAUCGAGAACAAGUGGCUACUGUGUCCAAAAUAUUAAUUAAUUCUUUUAUGAAUUGUUCCCGUACAUUCCACAAGUUAUCAAUUGAAACGGGCGAAAUGCUUAUGGUUCCAAAUCAUCAUCUUAAUGUUUUCUCACACUUUGGUUCUGAAAUUUGUUUAUCUAAACUUCGACAAUUCAUAUGCAUCGGAGAUUUUGUGAAGACGGAUAUCUUCGCGGGAGCUGCCAGAGUUUGUAAAAAUAUCAAGACAAUGUUCGUUAGUCCAGGUCGAGUUAGCGCUUUGGGAGAAAGGCAUGUUCCUGAGAAACAAUAUGAUUCCCUAAUAAAUCUAAUUAAAGGGCAGAAAGCAAUUGAACAUUUUGUCGCUCAUACUUGCAGUAGACCAAGACGCAUCGUUUCUGCAUUACUAGAAAGUCAAAUUAAUUCUCUGGUUCACGUGGAAUUCGUCAUGGUAAAUUUUACGGAAUGCACCACAUUAAUACCUUUGGCAGAAUCGAAGAAGUUGGAAACGUUAACGUUUGAGGAUUGCUUUGGUCUUGAGAAGGUUUUGGAACCGUUCGUUUCUAGUACAUUAACUCAUUUAAGAAAACUCAACUUUAAAAAAUCUACCGUUAAUGAUGACGUUUUAGCAACUUUGAUAAAAAAUGCGGGAACAACGUUAUCCACAAUAUAUUUAGGACCCAUAGAAAUUAAAGAUCCAUGUAACGCUCAUAUAAUAAUCGAUUUGGUCGCUAGACAUUGUCCGAAUCUUGUAGAUUUUGCGGCAGAGAUUCAAAGGGCAGACUUACCAGAUUUAUUAACAUUGUUGAGUCAUAGUAGGAAUCUGGAAAAGUUGGAAAUUUUUGGAAACGUUCUUCAUGUUGAUAGUUUAUUAGGAAAUUUCUUUUAUCUUUUCCCACCUACCUUAGAACAUUUGAUAAUUAAUGCAGAUUGGCAAUUCUCUUCACAUGAACUUGGAAUUGGAUUAAAGAAUUGUAAAGCUAAGCUGAAAAGUUUACACAUUCCUGAUUGUUUUUCAGUAAGUGAUAGUCAUCUUCGUGUUAUCACCAAAUAUUUAGGUGAUAGUUUGCAGCAUUUGAACGUUAGUUAUGCAUCACCAUCACAAGUAACCGACGAAGGAUUGAGAAAAGCACGCUCAAUUAUUAGUAGAGUUGAUUACGUUUAUAAGGAAGACAGAAAAUAUCCUACAUAUUGGAAUUUAAGAUAUUGGGGCGAAGAAUGGGUUGAGGAACCAAUUAUGGAUCGUACUAUCGAACAAUGGGAUUGGGAGAAUGGUGAGGAAGGAUGGUAUGGAGCAGGUUGGAGAAAAUAA